UCAUUUUCUGCAAGGACAGUCUCUUGAUUAAUAAUAUACAUGCUUAUUUAAUUGAAUAUCUCUGUGUUUUUACUUUUUAGUAGGGGUUAAUGUAGGUUGGUUUGAAUCGGUUCAAGAUUAAAACAAAGUUCGGACCAAUCAAAAGCGUUUGGAUUGAAUUAAAUUUGAUAUAAUAAAUUUGAAAUAUUAAAUUUAAAAUAUAAAAAAAUGAAAAAAUAUUUCUAAAAGCAGCAUAAAUUAAUGCCACAUGAAAUAAAGUGAAUCAAACAACAAGUUAUUUGAGCUAAUUGAUAAGCAAGUUACUAAUUUCUCCUAACAAAAUUGUUAGAUACCUUACAUUAAUACCAACAAAACACUACCAGUUAAAUAUGCUCGAGUUCAUGGUUUGGUACCGGGGUCCAACUUGAACUUAUCAAAAUUUCCUUAAUUUUUAGAUUCGAGUAGCACAGGUUAAUCAAAUCAACAUGUCUGUGUGCAUCUCUAGUUUUUAGAAACAAUUGUUGUUGUUCGGUCUUGGACUGGGCGAGCCCCCUUAUCAUAAUAGGGGGCCCACUCAUGGAGUUUAUAUGCAGACCAGGAGACUUGCUUAAAGACACGCUUACCUCUUAUGUUGAGAGCACGGUGUCUUGUGAGCUGGGCGAGACCCCUCGUCAUAAUAGGGGACCCGCUCAAGAAGCAACUUGAUCCAUAAAAACGCUACAAGGAGCAAAGGCGAAGCGUAACUGAUGAUCAUUCUUGGGCUAGUGAUUCCAUUACUAGGUGAUUGACUCCACUGCUUGGCGUGUGACCCUAUCACCUAGCGAGCGAGUCCCUAUCGGGUGAAUCAUCUCACAUAUGGUGAUAUUUGGCUAGAAUUGCAUUGUGGUGGGUAUUGAUGGUUUUUCCAUUAGAAAGGGUUUUGCUGUCUGUGUAUUCUAGAUAUGGAGUUCCACUAUCAGUGUAUAAGGAAUUUUGAGAAGGACUUUGGUGAUGUAUAGAUAUGGGGUCAAAAGAUGUGGAUAGUAAAGCAUACAAAUAUACUCUGGGUUUGGUGUAUAUAUUUGCUGUUGCAACAAUAUGGAUAGCUGCUAGCUUUGUGGUGCAGUCUGUUGUAGAUUCCGGUGUGUCACCGUUCCUUGUUACGUACAUCUGCAAUUCAUUGUUUGUGGUGUUGAUUCCAGUCGUUGAAAUUGGGAGGUAUUUGGAGGAUUCUUAUGGGGGUUUAUGGUUUUGGAGGAGUAAGAAGGGUAACUCACAUAUGGAAGGGGAGUCAGAGCAGACUAUCCUUCUUGAUGAUAAUGUUGCAGGCAAUGAAGUUAGUGAAUCCUUGGUCCUCGAACGGAAUGAUAGUUUUAAAUUGCCGCCAUCUGACAUAGUAGUAGGGGCAUUGGUUGAUGAUCAAAUUGAUGUGGUUGCAAAUGUUGAUAAUCAGCUGGAUGAGAAAGGGCGUUGGACCCGGUCCAGAUUGGCCAAAGUUAGUCUAUUGAUAUGCCCCUUUUGGUUUUUGGCUCAGCUCACUUUUAACCUCUCAUUGAAGUAUACAACAGUCACAUCAAAUACAAUCUUAAGCAGUACAUCAAGUCUUUUUACCUUCUUGGUCUCCCUGGCAUUCUUGGGGGAGAGGUUUACUUGGUUAAAGCUCUUUAGUGUUCUUCUUUGCAUGGGGGGAACAAUAAUUGUAAGUCUUGGUGAUUCACAAUCUGGUUUAAGAACAAUUGCAUCAAAUCCUCGUCUUGGAGACAUUUUCGCUCUUCUUUCAGCUGGAUUGUAUGCAGCUUAUAUAACCCUUAUUCGUAAGAAAUUAAGUAAUGAGGAUGGAAAGAGUGGUGAAGCUAGUAUGGCUCAGUUUCUUGGAUUUCUGGGGCUUUUCAAUGUUUUAAUUUUCCUUCCAGUUGCCCUCAUACUCAAUUUCAGCAAAAUUGAACCUUUUUUCACACUUACCUGGAAGCAACUUGGUCUUAUUAUUGGUAAAGGAUUGCUGGAUAAUGUGCUGAGUGACUACUUGUGGGCUAAGGCUGUUCUUCUUACAUCAUCCACAGUCGCUUCAGCGGGGCUUACAAUUCAGGUUCCAUUGGCUGCCAUUGUGGAUACUGUGACUGGCAAUGCUCCUCCCUUUAUGGAUUAUCUUGGAGCCAUAGCUGUCAUGAUCGGCUUCGCCGGAAUUAACAUUCCUUCUGAUACUUUUAGCAAAUCAAGAGAAUCUAAUUCUGUGGAGCUGAUGAAAAUUCAGAAUGUGAGUAGAACGAUCGAAGAGAAUGCUUUUCCAAGAAGCGAAGAUUCAGCUGCCAUACCAUAGUUUUGUACAUUCCAUUUAUUUUAGGUGUUUGUUAAAGGGUAAUUUUUUGAUCACUUCACCCAGUUAGCUGCAAUAAGCAAAAUGUGCCGAUGCUACCAUGCCAGACACGAAAAUAGAAGAACAAGAACAUG
Molecule: messenger RNA, 2406 nt
Organism: Lotus japonicus
Lineage: Eukaryota; Viridiplantae; Streptophyta; Magnoliopsida; Fabales; Fabaceae
Exons: 4
Coding region: 980-2275 (431 amino acids)
Biological process (GO): regulation of peptide transport
Cellular component (GO): membrane
Source: RefSeq, a predicted model, not a curated record